UCAUUUCUAGUACAGAGAAUAUUAAUUAAUCGUGAUUAAUGGAUAAUCAGGAAUUAUUACUGCGGUUAUUAAUCGUAAUGUUUAAUAAUUGUGCCUGGAGGGUGAAUGGUAAUUGUGAUUACAAACGAAAGUCUGUCCUACCGCCUUAUAUAAAACCGUGCAAGAAGAGCGAUCCGGAUAUAAACAAUUGCAUUGUGAAGACCAUCGAUGAGCUGAGGCCGAAGCUAGCUUCUGGUAUACCGGAACUCGAUGCCCCUGCUAUUGAACCUUUGAAUUUAAAGGAGGUCCAUUUGAUUCGAGGACCGGUUGGUGCCAAGCUAGAAAUCAAUGUCACAGACUUAAGGGUAAGAGGUCCGUCCACGUUCAGAGUGCAGAAUCUGACAUCAGAUGUCGAGAACGUGGUGUUCACUUUCCGAGUCUUGUUCGACAAGCUGAGCUUCAAAGGGAAAUAUCAGAUCGACGCGACAGUACUUUUGCUCAAAUUGAGAGGCCAAGGGAAUAUCACAGGAACCUUCACUGAUUAUGCCUCGGACGUACUUCUGAAAGCGGACAAGAUACAAAGGGACAACGACACCUACUUGCAUUUCGAGAAAAUGAAACUCAAGCUGAGAAUCGGCAAAACGCAUUUACAACUUACCAAUUUAUUCGGCGGUGACAACGUUCUAUCUGCUGCCACUCACGAAUUGCUAAAUAACAAUAACGCACUGUUACUGGAAGAACUGACACCCGUGUUGGAGUCAUCGCUGUCACAGCUUUUCACGGACGUGGCCAACAACAUCACGAAAUCCUUUACGUACAAAGAACUGUUUCCAGAUGACUAAGCGAAUUUCUACAGAAACAGCAAUCGACAGUAUUUCUCGUUCUAUUUGAUAGUUGAUUUUACUUUACAAAACUACUAUUGUAAAUUGUUUCUCAUCAAAUUCUAUAGCCUGAUAAUAUUUUUACAAUAAAAUAAAAACACUGAAACCUAA
Molecule: messenger RNA, 971 nt
Organism: Ceratina calcarata
Lineage: Eukaryota; Metazoa; Arthropoda; Insecta; Hymenoptera; Apidae
Exons: 6
Coding region: 39-821 (260 amino acids)
Biological process (GO): multicellular organismal reproductive process
Source: RefSeq, a predicted model, not a curated record